Messenger RNA from Ogataea philodendri, 1671 nucleotides. RefSeq lists its product as uncharacterized. Gene Ontology annotation, molecular function: 7S RNA binding; signal recognition particle binding; endoplasmic reticulum signal sequence receptor activity. Bases 1 to 1671 code for a protein of 556 amino acids. Gene Ontology annotation, biological process: SRP-dependent cotranslational protein targeting to membrane. Lineage: Eukaryota; Fungi; Ascomycota; Pichiomycetes; Pichiales; Pichiaceae. Gene Ontology annotation, cellular component: signal recognition particle, endoplasmic reticulum targeting. The record is from RefSeq and is a predicted model, not a curated record. The transcript has a single exon.
AUGGAGGCUCCACUUAUUUCGACAUUCGGGGCUCGCCUGGAGCAGUUUCCAAGCUCCACGGAGGACUAUGGGAGAAUAAGACACAGAGUGACCAACCGUCUGGCAAAGUUGCGUAAGGCGCUCAAAAUCCAAACCAAGGAUACCAAAAACUACAAAGACAAGGAAAAAAUCUCCACCAUUAGUGCCGAGAAUUAUGAGAUGGACACCAGAUUUGGAGACGUACUGCUUUACCUCACGGAAAGAGACUUGGUGUAUUUGGAAGAGCUGACCUAUGGCCAGGUGGAGUUCUCUAGAAGCACUAAGAAACUUGUUAUUUCCAAACUGAAAAAAGCUCGCCAAAGCAUAAAACACCUACUUUCGCUUCUUGAGAACGAGAAAGACGACUUAAAGCUUCUUGAGGUCUACAUCCUUGCAUGCUACAUCGAGGGCCGUUUGGCUUUCAACCGUAGCAAGUGGACCGAAGCUUCUUAUUCGUUGUCAGUUGGAAGAUGCGCCUUGCAAUAUUUGGCUUCGUUACAAUCGUCGGACCUUUACACUCAAAUCAUCGAAGGAUACAUCGAUUCUGAGUUGAAGAUUUGCGCCUUGAAACUGGAAGACGACAGGAACCCUGAUCUUUUGCAAUUUUCCAAGACCUAUGCUUCGAAAAACACCGUUCCGUACCUCUCGAAAGCAAUUGAUAUUGUCAAGUCCAAAGACGAGGACUUUUUGAACCCAAUUUCCAAAACAACUCUGGUCGAUUCUGUCCAAUGGUAUGAGUUCAGUGCACCUGUUGGUGACUUAGAUUUGGCAAGGGCCAUAACCAAAGCUCAACAGGAAGAGAAGAGCGUUGUGGAGUCCGAUCCAGCUUCGUUUGACAAAUCGUUCUUGCUUUGGACAGAUGCUUCCAAUUCCCACAAAAGCUCCCUGAAGACAGGAAUUGACUCUUACGACGAAGAUAAUCAAGACAAGUAUGUGAUCAUGACAUACAUCGACUACCACCAACUUCUGUUGAGAAUUAGAAGAAACAUUUCGUUGUUGAAGAAAGUUGAUGUCAAGUUGGAGAAAUCCAAGAGUUCUUCCAAGACUAGUUUCCUUGAAAAUGCAAAGGAGUCUCUCAAGCUAUAUGACGACGUGAUUUCGUCUUUCAAGGAACUGAAGGAGCUGUCUGGUGUUGCGCACAACGAGAGUCUUUACUCGUCUCUGACAUCUCUUCAAGACUACUUUAUUGCCUUGAAGACCUACAAGAUCGCCAAGGCAUACUUGAUUUCCAACAAGUACACCGAGAGUCUUGCGUUGUUGAACAACGUGGUUGAGGUGACACAGGAAAUCAAGCCCCUGGAAGAAGAGUUUGAAGGAGGCAUCCCAAGCAACUCUGAUUUGGACGCUUUCAAGGCCGAAUCUAAGACUGCUUUAACUCAGGUCCAUGUGUUGGGAGUUUACUCCUCCAAACAGACCAAGAAUUCUGUUUCGAGCGAUUACCUGAUCGACAACGUGGAUCAGUUCCCAGAGUUGUCCAACGAGCACAUCCUCACAAAAAUAGCCGAUCUCAGCGCAGGUCUCAAACCUGUUGGUGUCAAGCCUGUCUUAUUCGAUGUUGCUUUCAACUACAUAGACUACAACUCGACCACGUCAGGCAAUGCCGGAGAGUCUGACCAGAAGAAGGCCGGUUUCUUUGGAUUGUUUGGACGCUAA